AAUAUGUAUAAACACAUAACACUAUUUUCAAUAAUUGCAAUAUCUUCCUAGUGCAAGGAUCCAAUCAGCUAGACGCAUAAUUUUAUUUAUAAUAAUUAAUUUAGAGAAAUUAUUGAAAACAACCCUAGUAAAAGAUUUGUUUUGAAAACUUUAAAUUUAAUUUAUAUUUCAAAUAAAAUUUUUGUUUACUGAAAAAUUUGAAAUGGAAAACUCGAAAUCUUCAGAAGGAUCUGAAAGAAAUGUCUCAUCAUCUUCGACGGAUAGCUCUUCUUCAAACCAGUCAGCCGACAAUGCAGAAAAGAGCUCUACUACGAAGCCAGUGCGAGAGGACAGUCAAGAACCUGAACUUGAAAAUAUGAUGCUGCGAAUAAAAGAGUUAGAACUCCAGAAUAGUAUUCAACAGUCGACAAUAGAAAUACUUUACAGAACUCAAAACUUGAAGACUCCAAGUUUUUUUGAUAACAUGUUACCUGUGACAACAGAGGAAAAUUUAGAAGAACUAACAAAAUUAUUAAAAACAAAUGAUUCUUUGAAAAAAGAGUUUAGUGAAUCUUUGGUGCUCGAAAUUGAUAGAGAAAACGUUCUCUCUCGAUCUAUUACAUAUGUAAUGAAAAAGAUUCUUAGCAAAGAUGUUGCUAAUUUAUUUAAUCUAAAAUGUCAAAUGGGUAACAAAAAAGUUUUUAAAGGAACACCACUUUACGAAUUCAUUUAUGAGUUUGUAACUGCUUAUUGCCAGAAAAAAUUUGUUGUCUUUUCGGACAAAGAAUUUGAUCAAGAACUGACAAAAGUAUUGACACGUAUCCAACGCUAAGAAUUGGAACCCCUAUGUAACAAGUUUCAAGUAAAUCUUGUAAAUUUUUAAAAAAUUCAUAAGCCAUAUUGGAUCCGACAUUUUGAAUUCUUGAAACCUAAGGUGAAAUACGUAUUCAUGUAAAUAUGAAAAUUAUUUUCGCCUCAUUAAAAAGAAAUUGAAAGAAGGAAAAAUUUUUUAUACCCCGGGAAGUCUAUGUAAAUUUCCUCAUAAUUAUUGAUGACAUUCAUACAAUACAUAAUGAAGAUACAUUAAGUUCCGUUCUCUGGAACAUGAAACCAGUUCAACGUACUAAAUACUGCAAACAUCAAUCACAACUGCGAAUAUGAAGUUACUGCAAUCAGACUCCUCUAAUAUGCUCGAGCGCUCUAUAAUGAAACUAUAAAUUUCCAUUAGAGGUCAUUUUCAUUCAAUUAUCGAAUUUAUAUAUAAUUUUCGAAAAUUAAUUCAGUGAAUAAAAUUUUACUAAAUCAUUGUAUAUAAAUAGCUUCCUGCUCUUUUUUAAUAAAUGGUAAAAUAAAUUUAAAACUAAAAAUUUUCAAUUUAUUAUUCAUGAAAAGAACUUACUAUACAGUAAAAGAAUGUUUAGAUCUGCUUAAAGAGUUAAAAGAGCUUACUUUUUGAAAAGUAUCUCGCAAAAAGUUUCUAUCAAUUUUACAUUUAUUUGUAAAAGCUUUUAGUUGGGUGUUUCAUCUUCUCUUUUGUAAAAGACCAUGGAUAGAUAUUUUCCAUAUACUUGCUAAAGAAGAGAAACAGAGUUGCUUCAGGGCAGAGCAAUAUACUGUUUUCAGUUUUGGUUGAGUUCUCGCCUGCUAACAAACUUUGCCUUCUCUGUCAGCUGUGCUGGAUUCUCGAAUUAAUGAAAAGAGAAAAAAAAGUUUAAAAAAUAUUUCUUCAAACGGACAAACUAUGUAACAAGAAUCUAAUUAAUUUCAUGAAUGUAAUAAAUAUUAUUUACCCUAUUAUUACAAAAUCAAAGAUUAUUUCCGAUUUUUCUAUAAAUUUUUUUCAUUCUCAACAAUUAAUUUUUAAAAAGUAGCAUUAAAGACGGAAAAAAAAUUUUUAAAUCAA
Leptopilina heterotoma is the source of this 1882-nucleotide messenger RNA. RefSeq lists its product as uncharacterized. The transcript has 4 exons. The record is from RefSeq and is a predicted model, not a curated record. Lineage: Eukaryota; Metazoa; Arthropoda; Insecta; Hymenoptera; Figitidae. Bases 203 to 811 code for a protein of 202 amino acids.